CGCACGACGAGUGGUGCAAGCUGGCGUGUCUGUGCAGCAAAAUGGUAGUGAGAAUGGACAUUAAUAUCUCGCAGUAAAUAUUCGCCGAGGGACAGUUUGGGCUGCCGACCGCUUGCACAGCGCCUGCCGACACCGCACCGCCGGGCUCACACCGCCGAUCGGCCGAAUCGGCGCCGCCCCCGCACUCGCAUCACUCCAGCAGCGGUGCCACUGACAAUAGUUUGCGACUCCCGCGGACACACCCCUCUCAGCCUUGACUUCUUCUUGGCCGUAUUUCGUCGCCUGUGCUCACUUACCAGCGGCCAUGGCCGUCCGAAUGGAGACUCCGGCCACCCGCAAGGUCAACUACAAGACCAUGGUGAGUACCGGAUUAUUGCGCUUUUCCGCAGAAGGAGACGUCUCGGAGGAUUUCGCUCCGUCAGCAGUGAGUACCAUUCCUUUUCAUCUCUGCGCACGUUUGGCCUGUGAAACAGCGGUCGGUGCUACAGUUCCUAGACCAGCCUACGGAGGACAGAAGGGCGCAGGAGGUCCUCGGCCAUCCAACAACAUGACUCCCACCUCAGCCGGCUCCACCGCCUACAGACCCGCCCCAGCGGCCGGCCAACAGCAGCAACAAAGUUGGGGUGGCGGCGGAGGCGGCGGGGGCAGUGCCGCGUACGCGCAGGCCGCCUCCAUGCGCUUCGCGGCGCCGAUCUCCGUGUCGGCGCCCUCAUACUCGGCGCCAGCUUACCAGCAGCACAAUUCGUAUUCUAACCAAGCACAGGGCGCGCCCCAGGGGCAGCAGCGGGUGCCGACGGCUGCCUCGCCAGCCACCACCAACAGCAGCGGCAGCAGCAGCAACGCCGGUUCGCAAAAUGGCACCAUCAGCACCAGCGUCAGCACCGGCGGCACCGGCUCCGAGCAACUGUCCAAGACCAACCUGUACAUCAGGGGCCUCAACCAAAACACGACGGACAAGGACCUGGUCGCCAUGUGCUCUCAGUACGGAACCAUAACCUCAACAAAAGCCAUUCUGGACAAGAAUACUAAUAAAUGUAAAGGGUAUGGUUUUGUCGAUUUCGAAAGCCCGGUGGCUGCCGAGACCGCAGUAAAAGCCCUGCAAGCAAAAGGGGUGCAAGCUCAGAUGGCCAAAGUGGGUAUCUCACUUGUGCAUCGUAGGCAAAGUCAACAAGAGCAGGACCCGACUAACCUAUAUAUAGCUAAUUUACCAUUGAACUACAAGGAAAAUGAUCUUGACGCGUUGCUAACCAAAUAUGGACAAGUCAUAUCUACUAGGAUUCUUAGAGACACAAGCGGACAAAGCAAAGGAGUUGGCUUUGCCAGGAUGGAAUCAAAGGAAAAGUGUGAACAGAUAAUCCAGAUGUUCAACUCGCAACAACUGCAGGGCUCCAAGGAGCCUCUCCUUGUGAAAUUUGCCGAUGGGGGCAACAAAAAGAGGAACGCUAUGUACAAGAGCCCAGACCAAAGAAUGUGGGCGAAAGAUAUGGGCGAGGGUGCGCCUGUGGCCUACGACCAGUCGCUGAUGGCGCAGAACGGCAUCCCGACCCAGCUUCUACCCGCCCUCAACCACCAGUACGGCAGACCGUACACCGGCCAAAUCCAAAGCUACUCGAUGCCCAACCCGACGUGGAUGCCUGCCCAGUACGUGAUGCAGCCACACUUGCAACAGGUCGAGCAGAUGAUGCCCUCCACGGACCCGACCAUGCAGUUCGCCGGCUCAAUGAUCCCACAGCUCACAACACACAUGUCAGCGCUGCAGCUUGGAACAUCUGGCUCGUACAUUGCGGCAGGACAUCCACACUACGGCUUCUACCCUCCAGCAGCCUCCAUUAUCCACACAAUGCCCAUGGAGUCUGAACAGCCCUCAAACGCAACCUCACCUGAUGAAUAUCAGCCCUAUCAGAAUCAACCAACCAAAUGGCAGACUGGAUACGACUGAAAGAUGUACAUUUUCAUUUCAACGAAGGAGGUUCUUUCUUCUCUCACACACACAACAAAAGAAGAGCUGCUUUCUUUGGGCCACAAGAUAGCCACGCUCAAGAGUCAUUGACACAAGGGAUUGCCUUUCUGCCUGGAGAGUUGAGAAUUGUUAUUUUUAGGCUCUUUGGUGCUGAUUCCCUUUUUAUUAGGAAAAUGUCUCUUGCGUCGCUAUUGCUAGGCUAAUUUCAUUCGCGGUGAAAAGAAAGAAAGCUCUCUCAUCUUCCGACCUCCUUUCCCCGUCAAAAUAUUUAAAUGAAAAAAAAAUCACACACAUACAUAAAACCAGAUGUAAGAAACCGAGUGACGCAGAAGUUAAGGAAAUUACUGACAAAGCGCAUUGUUGUAUGCUCAUCACAAAAACCGCAAAUUCUUCCGAAGCAUGCAUCAUCAGAUUGAUUGAUCAAAAUUCAAUGUUCACUGUUACUGAGAACCGAGUGUCAACACUGACCGUAGAGUGUUUAUUUGCGAAAAGGCAAAAACUUCUCUCGACUGCCCGCCUGCCUGGAUUUGUGUAUUUAUUUUAAUUAGCUAUUUAUCGCCUAAAGUAGCGUGUUUUUAAAUUAUUCAGCGCCACAUUCCAACCAGAUUAUUAACCGAUAUUUAAUUAUUUAUUGAUUUUCUCAAGUCAUUUGCAAUGAUUUUUUUUUUUUGCAAAGUUGCAAAUGCGCCCUUGUUGAUGAGUUUUGACCUUUCUAGUGUCUAGAUUGUUACGUUUCGAAAUAAAUCAGCUAAAGUGUUUGUUAGUCUUGUCAGGAGAUUAGAAACCUUUUGUCACACACUUACACACGAUGGAUGGGAAAUUUAUUUAGAUAUUGUGCCUUUCAGAAUAUCCUUAGUAAAAAUGAAGCAAACUGUAGUAGUGGAAAUGGUGAAACAAAAACGUUAGGGAUUUUCUCUGAGAUGAAAAAAGAAACCAAAGCCAAAUUACCUUCUAGUUCAUUGUUUAUUAAUUUUUCUAUAUGUUGUAGUAGUUAAUUGUAAUAGAGCAAAACGGGAUUUAAAAUAACUCAAACAGACAGAUUUAAAUAGCUGCUAAAAGUCCUCCUUUCGUGAACUUGUAAAAUGCAGAUGAAUUAAAUUUUAUAAAGAACUACAAGAAACUGACAGGGACCUGGUUUCUACACACAUAGCAAACUGAUUAUUCCCAGACUCCUCUUAUUCGUAGGCUGAAAAUCGUAAACGUUAAUGUGACAACGUGUAGUAGACAAUUUACUGUGUAGCGAAUCUAAAAAUGACGUAAGCAAAAACGAACGAAGAGCUUGUUUUUCACGAAAAAUGGUAACAAAAAAUGUUAAUGAGAAAAAAACACAGCAGUGAACGUGAUUUGUAAUGCCAAACUAACAGCUAGCACAAAAAAAGUAUAAAAGCAGUCGGGCGCUUUUUGUGGCGUCCGAAUCGGAGAUUUUUAUUCAGCAGUGAAAAAGGACAAUGGGGAUAAGUUAUAUUUUUUACCGAAUUUGAUGUUGAGAAAAAACAUAAUAACCAUGAGAACAGGCGCAUUGAUUUGCAAAAAUCCAAGAUCGGUUGGUAAGGAAUUAAAAAAAAACGUAAUCUGUAAAAAAAGUGAUGCUGGACAUAACGGGAAAGAUCAAUGAACAAAAUGAUCGAAAAAUGUACAGAAAACAUUUGCCCUGCUUUGUUUGUUUGUUUGUUUUUUUUUACGAAUGAGGCGCCACUCAAUGCAAACACACACAACACGCAUGGUUUUGGAAACUGCAGAACUGCGAAAAGAAACCUUUCAUGAUUUCCGCUGCCCGUCUCGAGUGCGGAGUUUGUAGAUUUUUGUAGAUAAUUUAAAGAUUAAGAUGUUAGGCCCAGAAAGUGUUUGUUUGUUUCUCCGACAUGAGACGCAUGAACCUGAUCGAGACACACGCGCGCGCGUCAUUAAACGACGAGAGAUGACUUUUCGCGAAACGAGAGAAAAAAGAAGCAGAGUUUUAAUUUGCGUGGUGCACUUUUAGUGUCAUUAGAUUUAAGCUCCUAGCGCGUAGUGAAAAAAGAAGAAACUAGUUUGUAAGGCCCGAAAAUGAAAGGAAG
Messenger RNA from Neocloeon triangulifer, 4017 nucleotides. RefSeq names its product protein alan shepard (gene shep). NCBI's taxonomy places the organism in Eukaryota, Metazoa, Arthropoda, Insecta, Ephemeroptera, Baetidae. The transcript has 13 exons. Gene Ontology annotation, molecular function: poly(U) RNA binding; mRNA 3'-UTR binding; poly(A) binding. The record is from RefSeq and is a predicted model, not a curated record. The coding region runs from base 305 to 1939 and encodes 544 amino acids. Gene Ontology annotation, cellular component: cytosol; nucleus; ribonucleoprotein complex.